Molecule: messenger RNA, 314 nt
Organism: Perkinsus marinus ATCC 50983
Lineage: Eukaryota; Perkinsozoa; Perkinsida; Perkinsidae
Exons: 1
Source: RefSeq, a predicted model, not a curated record
CUACGCCCCGACCAAUAUCGAUUCCCGUUGUUUUAGCAUUCACUUUACUCACUACUACUCAACUUGUCAUGCUUUUCUUCCACACCAGGACAACAGCUCGUCCCUCCGAGAAGGUUCGUCGUGAGACUAAGAGCGAAAUGAGCGUCGGCCGUAAGAUCGAUAUGUUGCUCGGACAGAACGGCAGGCCUUGCCGCGAGUCCUCACUAGAAGCCGUGUCUCUCGAACCCUGUUGUAUCUGUCUAGAACAAGGUCCCGAUUUCGUCCUGUGUUGUGGUCACUCCUUCCACCGCGAGUGCCUCGAGGAGUGGCUCACU